Cydia pomonella (codling moth) is the source of this 597-nucleotide messenger RNA. RefSeq lists its product as uncharacterized. Lineage: Eukaryota; Metazoa; Arthropoda; Insecta; Lepidoptera; Tortricidae. The record is from RefSeq and is a predicted model, not a curated record. The coding region runs from base 1 to 597 and encodes 198 amino acids. The transcript has a single exon.
AUGGUACUGCUCAGCGCCUCGGCGUGUGGGCUCGCCAAACUUAUCUCUAUUUGUGAACGAUACGCAGCGAGCCAUGGGUUGGUCUACAACGUCAGCAAGAGCGAAUGCGUUAUUUUUAAGGUCAAGGGUAAAUGCCCGCCAGUGUUCCCACAUGUUAGAUUAAAUGGCCAACCGCUAAAUAUCGUUGAUCAAUUUAAAUAUUUAGGACAUGUGGUGAGCGCUGACCUUAAAGACGAUGCGGAUAUUGAGCGCGAGCGCAGAGCGUUGUCCGUCAGAGCGAAUAUGAUAGCCCGCAGGUUUGCUCAUUGCUCAAAAGAAGUUAAAGUCAGUUUAUUCAGAGCCUACUGUACUAGUUUUUACACAAGCAGCCUGUGGGCAGACUACACGUAUAAACGGUACAAUGCUCUGCGCGUUCAAUAUAACAACGCGUACAGGGUGCUGAUGGGGUUGUCUAGAUUCUGUAGCGCGUCAGGGAUGUUCGCGGAAGCGCGGGUAGACUGCUUUUACACCACGAUGCGCAAAGCGAGCCACAUCCCUGGUGCGCAGAGUACGGGCCAGCUCCAACAGCAUCCUGACCAUGCUUGCGGACAGGGUUGA